AUGAGUUCAAGGAGACUGCACGUUGGGUCGGAAAAUGACCUGAUAUUUUCACCAAAGGAAGGGAUCAGCAAAACACGCUUGCUGUUGCUCCUUGCAGCUUCUCUCGUCGUUGGCUUCGUUGCUGGCAUUCUAAUAGGGAGGUAUGCCACACAAAAUGAAGAUCACAGCCCACCAGAGAUACCCGAUGUUUCGCUGCCGCUUGUUAGAGACGCUGAUCCAACUAUCUCCAAGAAAAUACUUGACGCUAUCGAUCCUGCCAGAAUAGAGGCCAACCUAAGAUACCUGUCAGAAAAACCACACAUCGCCGGAAGAGAAAGAGACUUUGAGCUGGUAAAACAGCUAAAGAAAAUAUUUGUCGACAGUGGUAUGUACGUACAGAUAACACCAUACGACGCACUGCUGUCGUAUCCUAGCGAUGAUACGCCAAAUUCAGUUCGCAUAUUGGACGGUAACAAUACGGUUGUCUACGACGCCAAGGCGGAUGAAAGUAACUUCUCGAACUAUGAAGGUGUUGUCCCGCCAUUCAACGCUUAUUCUCCAAAUCGGCUUGUUGAGGGCAGCUUGGUGUACGCUGGUUAUGGACGAGUAGAGGACUACAUCUGGCUAGCACAGAACAACAUCAACGUGUCUGGGAGCAUUGUCAUCGUCAAAUACGGGAGCAUCUUCAGGGGAGAUAAG
This is a messenger RNA of Candidula unifasciata, 678 nucleotides long. Lineage: Eukaryota; Metazoa; Mollusca; Gastropoda; Stylommatophora; Geomitridae. The record is from the annotation of a GenBank genome assembly.